ACUAAAAAUGGCAACAAUAAAUUGACAAAUGGUGAGUUGAUGACUUCACAUCGCUGCUUAUAAAGAAACAAGUAACAAAACACUCCACCUCCAAACUCUCUCAAUCUUAGCAAAAUAUUCUUCACUUUCUAAAAGGAUAUGAACUUGAAGGCUUUGGCCUUAUCGAUCGUCGCCGCGAUCUCCUCGAUCGCGGCGGCCGGGUUGAUUAUAGUUGCUCGAAAAUACGACAAGAGAAGAUAUCAUCCGAUCGCCGGCAGCAUCUUGGACCAGCUGCUCAACUUCGGCAGACUUCACGACUACAUGACCCAACUCGCCGCCCGCCACAAGACUUACCGGCUCAUCGCCCCGUCGCGAAGCGAGGUUUACACGUCGGAUCCGGCCAACGUCGAGUACAUACUCAAAACCAACUUCCAAAACUAUGCCAAGGGAUGGCACAACCACAGCAUUCUAAAGGAUUUAUUAGGCGAUGGGAUUUUCACAGUUGAUGGCGAAAAAUGGAGGCAGCAGAGAAAAGUUUCCAGCCAUGAAUUCUCUGCGAGGGCUCUAAGGGAUGCGAGCGCCCUAGUUUUCAAGGAGAAUGCCGUAAAGCUCGCCGCCGUCGUGUCGGAAUCUGCAGUUUCCGGCCAACCCAUCGACAUCCAAGACCUUUUCAUGAGAUCCACUCUCGACUCCAUAUUUAGAGUCGCGUUUGGAUCCGACCUCGACUGCACGUCCGGUACGAACGAGGAAGGCGCGAGAUUCGGCCGCGCCUUUGACGCCGCCAGUGAGAUCACCGCGUGGAGAUACGUCGACGUGCUGUGGAGGAUCAAGAAGGCUCUCAAUCUCGGCUUGGAGGCUAGAUUGAAGGAUCAUGUUAGGGCUGUUGAUGAGUUCGUGUACAAGCUGAUCGACACUAAGAUCGCUCAUUCGGAACAUUACUGUAAAGAAGACAUCUUGUCGCGAUUCCUCAGCUUGUCUGGGGGCGAUCCCAAGUACUUGAGGGAUGUGGUGCUCAACUUUGUAAUGGCUGGCAAAGACACCACAGCCACAACUCUAUCGUGGUUCUUCUACAUGAUGUGCAAGCACCCUCCGUCGCAGGAGAUGGCGGCGGAGGAGGUUAGACGAGUUGCGCUGGCCGCGGACGAGAUCUCGGAGUUCGCAUCCGAUUUGAGCGAGGAGUCUCUCGACAAGAUGCACUACCUUCAUGCUGCCCUAUCCGAGACGCUCAGGCUCUACCCUCCGGUUCCUGUGAACCCGAAGAUGUGCUUGUCGGAUGACACGCUGCCCGAUGGCUUCCACGUGAGGAAAGGCGAUGUGGUGGCGUACCAACCGUAUGCGAUGGGGAGGAUGUCAUUCAUAUGGGGUGAUGAUGCAAGAGAGUUCAAACCAGAACGGUGGCUCGACGAGGGUGGCUGCUUCCGACAGGAGAACCCUUUCAAGUUCACUGCUUUCCAGGCCGGGCCAAGAAUCUGUUUGGGGAAGGAGUUUGCUUACAAGCAGAUGAAGAUACUCUCAGCAGUUUUGCUCAGAUUCUUUACCUUGAGAUUGAGCGAUGAGGCCAAAGCAGUCAACUACAGGACCAUGAUCAAUCUCCACGUCGACGGGGGGCUCCUUCUCCGCGCCCUUCCUAGAUCGGAUCAUUAGCACUCAAUCUACUGGUGAUACAUGAUAGAAAGAGUUAAUCGACAUGAAUCACGUCCUCUCACAAUCAUCCGUGUAUUAGAGAAAACGACGAACGUUACAACUAUCAUGCUAAGAUAAUAAAAUUAAAGCCUUGAUCUAAA
Messenger RNA from Salvia miltiorrhiza (redroot sage), 1763 nucleotides. Its product is annotated as cytochrome P450 704C1-like. The transcript is spliced from 5 exons. Gene Ontology annotation, molecular function: iron ion binding; heme binding; monooxygenase activity. NCBI's taxonomy places the organism in Eukaryota, Viridiplantae, Streptophyta, Magnoliopsida, Lamiales, Lamiaceae. The record is from RefSeq and is a predicted model, not a curated record. Bases 139 to 1623 code for a protein of 494 amino acids.